Messenger RNA from Glossina fuscipes, 1462 nucleotides. RefSeq names its product valacyclovir hydrolase. The transcript has 2 exons. NCBI's taxonomy places the organism in Eukaryota, Metazoa, Arthropoda, Insecta, Diptera, Glossinidae. The record is from RefSeq and is a predicted model, not a curated record. The coding region runs from base 193 to 1041 and encodes 282 amino acids.
AAACAUAUACUUUUCGGUCGUAACAUAUACAUCAGGUGAUCUGCAUCGUCUUUUUUCUCUGUUAUCAUUUUUAUUGCGGCUUUCAGCUGGAGCUCUUAAGAAAAUUUUGUGCUAAAAACACAACUUUAUUGGACAUAUAGAUAUUAUCGUUUAUAAACUUCAUCCAUUCCUCUUUUCUAUACGAAAAAGAAAAUGUUCAGAGCAAUAAAUAAAAAUAUCUCGUCAUCUUUUAAAACAAUCGUAAGUGCUAUUAAACGUUACAAACACAUUGAACAUAAAGUGAAAGUGAAUGAAUUUGAUAUCAAUAUUGUGGAAAGUGGCAAAGGUGAUAAAAGUGUUUUAUUAAUGCCAGGAGCAGUAGGCUCCAAUUGGACUGAUUUUAAGCCACAGAUUGAACAACUACCACAAUUGUUACCCAAUUACACUGUAAUAGCUUGGGAUCCGCCUGGCUAUGGCAAAUCAAUUCCACCGAAACGUAAUUUUGAUUUGGAUUUUUUUCAAAACGAUGCUCGUCAAGCAGUACAAUUGAUGAAAGCUUUAAAUCGACCGAAAUUUUCUAUACUGGGUUGGAGUGAUGGCGGCGUAACUGCACUUAUUAUUGCCGGUCGUUAUCCGGAAAAUGUAGAUAAAUUAGUUAUAUGGGGUGCAAAUGCGUACGUAAGUGAUGAAGAUGUUAAUAUAUUGAAAGGUGUAAGAGACGUGAAGAAUUGGUCCGCACGAAUGCGCGAGCCCUUGGAGAAGUUGUAUGGGGCAGAAAGAUUUGCAGAGCUAUGGAACGAAUGGGUAGAUUCGAUUUUAAAUAUAUAUGAAAAAUGUGAAGGCGACCUUUGCAUGAAAGAAGUUCGGGAAAUAAAGGCGAAAACUUUUAUAUUGCACGGCAAAAAAGAUCCAAUGUUAGCUAAAGAACAUGUACCCUAUUUAAAGCAACAUCUACGAGGAUUUAAAUAUCACGAGUUUCCAGACGGGAAACAUAACAUCCAUCUACGCUAUGCAGAAGAAUAUAAUAAAUUGGUAGCCAAUUUUCUAUUGGAAAAGUCUUAAAGGUAUAUAGUUCUCUUUCGAUAAUUUGGUACUUCUUGGUAAUGAUCAUAGUAAAAAAAAAUGGUCCUUAUACAAAUUUCCGUUUACAAUUAAUGCAAUUAAAGCGAUAUAGAUAUUCAAUUUUCAGCGUCAUUUUUUAGCUUUAUUCUAAUUAAUUUUUUUAACAUGUUUAUGGGUUAUUUGCGAUAAUAUGGAACAAUAAGAGAUAAUUAUAAUAAUACAACGUUGUGCACACUAUACAACUAUACAACUUAGCAAAGCCGAAUACGCAGGCAGAUUUACUUCUGUGUAGACGCCGAUAAAAUUACCCUAAAGCGGAUGAAUUUAAUAAAGAUGUUUUCAGAAUUAACAUAGAAAUCAAAUAAUGAUUUGUUCUAUUUAUAUCACUGGAGGCCAUUAAAAAAAUUGAUUAUAAAAUGCA